AUGGCUCCCCUCCGUUCGUUCGUCUGCCUCCUGCUCCUCGGCCUCUGCCUGCUCUCAUCUGUUCUCGCCUUUCCCAGGAAUUACGAGAAGAGGGCCAUGCGCAACUCGUUGGUUCGUUUUGGAAAGAGGAGCGAGCUGAUUGGGAAUCACUUGGCGAGCCGCCGCUCUCGGGCCAACGGCUAUAUAUGGUGGACCCGGUUCAGUUUCGUGACUACCUCGAUCAGUUCUAAGCCUGAUCAUCCAUCAUCACACGUUGAGACGACACACUAUCCCGACCACAGCUCAACGACCAUCAUCUAUUCCAUCAUCCCGACCAGCAUU
This is a messenger RNA of Mesorhabditis spiculigera, 321 nucleotides long. The record is from the annotation of a GenBank genome assembly. NCBI's taxonomy places the organism in Eukaryota, Metazoa, Nematoda, Chromadorea, Rhabditida, Rhabditidae.